This is a messenger RNA of Aspergillus brunneoviolaceus CBS 621.78, 754 nucleotides long. RefSeq lists its product as uncharacterized. Bases 113 to 580 code for a protein of 155 amino acids. The record is from RefSeq and is a predicted model, not a curated record. The transcript has 2 exons. Lineage: Eukaryota; Fungi; Ascomycota; Eurotiomycetes; Eurotiales; Aspergillaceae.
AACAGCAGCGAGUGUGUGUGGCCAUCGCCGUAGUUGAAUGUACUAGCAACAAUUAACGGACGAUGUCUCAGUUGCCUAUUCCAUUGCCUUUCGGACUAAGGUGGUUUCGCCCAUGACCAGUUAUACAAGCAUGAUCAGACCUGGGCAGCGGCGGGAGAACCACAAAGUGGCUUAUGCUCGAACUAUUACUGCAAAAACGGCUAAACUGUCAAGAGUGACUUUAUACGAACACGCCAGGAUCCGAAGUCGGAAUGUGCGAGCAGCGGCACUCGCUGUCAGCGGAGAGAAGAGUGACUCCAUCGCAAGCCGAAGACGUCAUCAAAUACGGGGAUCUCAUCUGCAAGAUCUACUAUUGCUUCUUCGGCUUUUUCGCGUCUUUUCUAUUCGCUCUAUAUACUUACACACGAUCGAUCUCAUUCCUGCUCCCCGAGUACCAAUAAUGGUUCCCUCCCAGGUCAAAAAAUCCUUGAAGCCGCUGAAAAAGAUGCUCGAUGUGGCAUUCGACUUCAUGCCUUGUCCGUAUUACAAAGACCGAACAGUUCGCAGGCGAAUUUACGACGCGGAUAAUCCUCAAACCUAAAUCACCGAGAAGGAACUAUAAAAGUCCUGACGAAGCUGGCCUAGAACCUAGAACAUCAAGUACAAAUCUUGAAACUUACAAUAUUUUACUCGUCUGGACAACUUAUCAGAUCAACUCAAGUGACAAUGGGAAGUGCGAUGAUACCAGCGGACGAUUAUAUCCUCGGAAGAAGCA